This is a messenger RNA of Caenorhabditis remanei, 711 nucleotides long. RefSeq lists its product as uncharacterized. Lineage: Eukaryota; Metazoa; Nematoda; Chromadorea; Rhabditida; Rhabditidae. Bases 1 to 711 code for a protein of 236 amino acids. The record is from RefSeq and is a predicted model, not a curated record. The transcript is spliced from 4 exons. Gene Ontology annotation, cellular component: membrane.
AUGCGUUCCCAGUUCUCGUCCAUCGGAUUGGCCUACUUCCUGUUGGUCGCCAAUUUCUACUACCAGUCGAAUGGAUUUAAUGAUCAUUACACACUGAGUUACUCAUUUUGGAAAAUAACACCAAUCAUUUUGCUGACUGCAUUCGCAUAUUUAAAUGGCGGUGGAUUAGGAAAAGAGCAACGGAAAACGAUGGCAGCUGGUUUGUUCUUUGGAGGAGUAGGCGAUUGGAUUAUUGGAAUGAGACACGAUGGAAUUAUUAUGGGAGCUCUAGCUUUUGGAAUUGGACAUCUUUUCUAUUUGAGCCUCUACCGUAACCACCCCACCAGAAUCCACAGCAAGUUCCUUCUUGGAAUGUUGGCAUGGGGACUCGUUAUCGGACAACUUUGCUUCGUACCAAUGCUCGCUGAUCACAGAGGACCACUUAUUGUAUUUGCAUCCUACUCACUACUUCUAUCAACAUGCACUCUGACAGCAGUAUCACAAUAUCUGAAUGGAUCGAAAUCUCAGAAUGAAGAAGGUCUCUUAUACCGUGCCAUCGGUUUCUUCCUUUUCUACAUUUCCGACUCCGUACUGAUGCUCUCUCACACUGGAUACUGGAAGUUGGCUCCAUCCUUCUGUGUACUCUCCACCUACUACACUGCUCAAUAUUUCAUCCUAUAUGGAAACACAAUGGCAGUUCAAACAACAAAAAAAUCUGUAAAAAUCAACUGA